Molecule: messenger RNA, 681 nt
Organism: Pteropus alecto (black flying fox)
Lineage: Eukaryota; Metazoa; Chordata; Mammalia; Chiroptera; Pteropodidae
Gene: UBE2U
Product: ubiquitin conjugating enzyme E2 U
Exons: 8
Coding region: 1-681 (226 amino acids)
Source: RefSeq, a predicted model, not a curated record
AUGAACAGCAGAGCUCACUUCUUGCUGCAAAGAGAAUUCCAAGAGUUGAAGGACAACGAUUAUAAGGGUAUUGUUGCCUUUCCUGUAAGUGAAGAUAUGAUGGAAUGGGAAGCUGAUAUUGAAGGUCUACAGGAUACAUUUUGGCAUGGAAUGUCCUUCCAACUGACAAUAAACUUUACACCGGAGUAUAAUUUUGUCCCUCCAGUUGUGACAUUUAGAACCAUUCCUUUUCAUCCAAAUGUAGACCAACAUACUGGUCGACCCUGUAUAGAUUUUUUAGACAGCCAUGACAAGUGGAACACAUGCUAUUCAUUGAGCAGCAUCUUACUUACCCUCCAGGUUAUGCUUUCUAAUCCAGUGCUAAAAAAUCCAGUGAAUUUGGAAGCUGCCCAGAUACUGAUUAAAGAUGAAUCUAUGUAUAGACAAAUAGUUCUAAGACUUUUCCACGAGCCAUUUCAAUUGAAAGAUGACAGCUCUGAGUCAUCUAAAGACACAGACAAAAGUAUCAGAUCAAUUAAAAUUUCAUUUGAUGAUUACUAUAAGACAUGGUCUGAAAUAGCUACAUCGAAACCUACAAAAUAUCACAGAAAUUCAAUGUUUAAAGAUCUAAAUUUCAUUGGACAGUAUUAUAAGUGGAAGAAAAUGGAGCUGAAACAUUCUAAAGAAUGGCAUUUAAAGUAA